AUGCCUCCCGGCGCCCCCCAGGUGUCGAAAUGUCCGCUCCGGACGAUCAAGGAGAUCCAGUUCGGGCUGCUCUCCCCCGAGGAGAUCAAGGCCAUGAGUGUGGUCCACAUCAUCUACCCGGAGACCAUGGACGAGCAGAAGCAGAAGCCGCGCGAGCAGGGUCUCAACGACCCCAAGCUCGGCACCAUUGACCGCAUGUACUCGUGCGCGACCUGCAAGGAGGACAUUCAGACCUGCCCGGGUCACUUUGGUCACAUCGAACUGCACACACCCGUCUUCCACGUCGGUUUCGUCGUGAAGAUCAAGAAGCUGCUCGAGACUGUCUGCCACACGUGUGGUCUGAUCAAGGCUGACUUCAACCAUCCUGACUGGGCCGCCGCCGCCAAGACCAAGGAUGCGAAGAAGCGUUUCGACAAGAUCUGGCGCAUGUCCAAGGGCAAGACCGUGUGCAUGCAGGAUGUGGACGACGGCAGCGACAAGAACAAGCUCCCCAAGAUCGCCCACGGCGGCUGCGGCAGCAAACAGCCAGACUCUAUCCGCAAGGAGGGUCUCAAGCUGACCGGCACCUGGAAACAGAGCAAGAAGGACGACGACGACGGCCAAGGCGACCGCAAGGAAGUCAUCACACCGAAGCAGGCGCAGACUAUCUUCAAGCUCAUGUCUGACAACACACUCCAACUGCUCGGUCUGAACGCCGACUACGCUCGCCCCGAAUGGAUGAUUCUCGAUGUCCUGCCAGUACCUCCACCUCCGGUUCGCCCCAGUAUCUCCGUCGACGGUACUGGUCAGGGUAUGCGUGGAGAGGACGAUUUGACCUACAAGCUUGGAGACAUUAUCCGCGCCAACGGUCGUGUCGCAGAAUGUCAGCAGGAGGGUUCGCCUGCUCACGUAACGGCCGAGUUUGAGGCUCUCGUCCAGUACCACGUCGCCACCUACAUGGACAACGACGCCAACGGUGUUCCACAGGCCAUGCAGAAGUCUGGCCGACCGCUCAAGACUAUCCGUGGUCGCUUGAAGGGCAAGGAGGGUCGUCUUCGUGGUAACUUGAUGGGAAAGCGUGUCGACUUCUCCGCACGUACUGUCAUCACCGGUGACCCUAACCUGUCACUGGACCAAGUCGGUGUGCCUCGAUCUAUCGCACGUACCCUGACAUACCCCGAGGUUGUCACCAAGUUCAACAUCAGCAAGCUGACGAACCUGGUGCGCAACGGUCCUAACCAACACCCUGGUGCCAACUACGUCAUCAAGGCCGACGGUGUCCGUCUCGACCUCAAGCACAACAAGAACCUCGACGACCUGCGGUUACAGUACGGUUGGAAGGUCGAGCGCCACAUUGACGACGACGAUGUCAUCAUCUUCAACCGUCAGCCCUCGCUCCACAAGGAAUCCAUGAUGGGACAUCGCGUCAAGGUCAUGCCCUACUCAACCUUCCGUCUCAACUUGUCCGUCACAUCACCCUACAACGCUGAUUUCGACGGUGACGAGAUGAAUCUUCACGUCCCCCAGAGUGACGAGACCCGCGCUGAGGUGCAGAACUUGUGCAUGGUUCCCAAGCAGAUUGUAUCACCACAGAAGAACCAGCCCUUGAUGGGUAUCGUGCAGGACACGCUUCUCGGUGUUUACAAGAUGAGUCGUCGUGACAACUUCAUCCCCAUCGAGCAGGUCAUGCCCAUCCUCAUGUGGGUGCCUGAUUGGGAUGGUAUUGUUCCAGAGCCGGCCAUUCUGAAGCCCCGGCCUCUCUGGACUGGUAAGCAGAUUAUCAGCAUGGCUUUCCCACGCGAGGUCAACAUUGAGAAGAAGGAGGCGGACUCCAAGCCCAAUGCAUACAACGACAUCGUCGACAAGUCGUUCGCUAUCAAGGGUGGUCAGCUGCUUUACGGUCAGGUCACAAAGAAGAUUGUCGGAGCCUCUGCAGGUGGUGUUAUUCACAUCAUCUUCAACGAGCUCGGACCGGAUGCAGCAGUCAAGUUCUUCAAUGCCUGCCAGCGCAUCUGUAACUGGUGGCUUCUUACGUACGGUUUCAGUUUCGGUGUGGGUGACACCAUCCCAGACCCCGCCACCUCCGACAAGAUUGCCUCCGAAAUCGGCAAGUCCAAGGCCAAGGUUGAAGAGAUCAUUGCGACGGCUACUAAGGACGCGCUUGAGCCCAUGCCUGGUAUGACGAUUCGUGGUACAUUCGAAUCCAAGGUCCAGAAGUUCCUUAACGAAGGUCGUGAGGGUGGAGGUACCGCUGCUCAGACCAGUUUGAAGGAUUUCAACAACGUUGUCCAAACUGUCGUCUCCGGUUCCAAGGGUUCCACUGUCAACAUCUCUCAGAUGGUUGCCCUUGUCGGUCAACAAGCUGUGGAAGGACAGCGUAUUCCUUACGGUUUCAAGUACAGGACACUGCCGCAUUUCUCCAAGGACGACUACUCGCCAGAGUCUCGUGGAUUCGUCGAAAACUCGUAUCUGCGCGGUCUUACGCCGUCGGAGUUCUUCUUCCACGCCAUGGCUGGUCGUGAGGGUUUGAUCGAUACAGCAGUCAAGACAGCUGAGACUGGUUACAUUCAACGUCGUCUCGUCAAGGCGCUCGAAGAUGUUAUGGUCAAGUACGAUGGAACUGUGCGUAACUCUAUGGGAGAUAUCGUUGAGUUCAUCUACGGUGAAGACGGUUUGGAUGGCGCACACAUUGAGAACCAGUCCAUGGAUAUCCUCAUGGCUUCCGAGGCCGACUUUGAGGAUGGAUACAAGCUUGACGUUCUCACGACGGACUACCCGGAGAUUCCAGUGUCGAAGCUGGAGGGUGCUACUAUGUUCCAGGGUGACGUCGACGUUCAACGAGCCCUGGACGAAGAGUUCGAGAUGAUCAAACUUGAUCGUCAGACUCUCCGCAAGAAUGUGACCGACGAGAACCUAGAGUCCUUCCAGUUGCCGCUCAACAUUCAGCGUAUGAUCCGGUCCGCUCAGGCGCGGUUUAAUAUCAACCCCGAGAAGGCUGUCAGCAACCUACACCCCAUCGAGACCAUCAGACAGGUGCAAGAGACUCUGGAGCGAUUGGUUGUCAUUCGUGGCACCGACGAACUGUCAAGAGAGGCCCAGAGCAGUGCAACGUAUCUGUUCAAGGCUCAUCUUCGCGCUCGUCUCGCAUACAAGAAGCUUGUCGUUCAGCAUCGCCUAAACAAGGAGGCCCUGAACUAUGUUCUUGGUGAACUCGAAGACCGCUUCCUCAAGGCCGCUGUCGCUCCUGGUGAGAUGGUAGGUGUUCUGGCCGCGCAAUCCAUCGGUGAACCCGCUACACAAAUGACGCUUAACACUUUCCAUUUUGCCGGUGUGUCUUCUAAGAACGUCACUCUCGGUGUGCCCCGUCUCAAGGAAAUUCUGAACGUCGCUGCCAACAUCAAGACUCCGUCUAUGUUGGUCCGCCAAACAGACUCCAAGGCCAGCCAACAGGAUGCCAAGCGCCUGCGAAGCACCAUCGAGCUCACAACCCUCCGCUCAUUGACACAAGCUGUUGAGCUUUACUACGACCCCGACAUCCAGUCCACGCUAGUUGAGGAGGACCAGGACAUGGUUGAGUCCUACUUCAUUCUUCCCGAAGAGGACGAAGUUAUCGAGUCCCAGUCCAAGUGGCUGCUUCGAAUCAUCCUCGACCGCAAGAAGUUGUUGGACAAGAGUAUCACCAUUGGCGAAGUUGCCGGCAAGAUCAAGGAAGAGUUCAAGCCCAACCUGGCAGUCAUCUUCAGUGACGAGAACGCCGACGAGCAGGUCAUGCGUGUUCGUUUCAUCUGGGACCAGAACCUUCAAAAGGAUGACGAGGAUGAGGACGAGCGUGACGAGCGAUGGAUGCGCAAGCUUGAGAAGCAUCUUCUCGAUGACGUUACGCUACGUGGUGUUCGCGGUAUCGAGCGUGCUUUCAUCCGAGACCACAUCACUACCGUUGAGUUGGCAGACAAGUCUCUUGUACACUCGAAGAACAAGGACGAGUGCAAGGAGUGGGUGCUCGAUACUACAGGUACUGCACUGGCCGAGGUGCUUGCCAUUGAGGGCGUUGAUGCCACCAAGACCUACUCCAACUCUUUCAUCGAGAUCCUCGCUGUUCUUGGGAUCGAAGCGGCUCGUGCAGGUCUUCUCAAGGAGCUUGGUAUGGUCUUGUCCUUCGACGGUUCUUACGUCAACCAUCGUCACAUGGCCUUGCUCGUCGACAUUAUGUGCCAGCGUGGUCUUCUCAUGGCCAUCACCCGUCACGGUAUCAACCGUAACGACACUGGUGCUCUUAUGCGUUGUUCUUUCGAAGAAACAGUCGAGAUUCUCCUGGAAGCUGCCGGAUUUGGUGAGCUGGACGACUGCCGUGGUGUAUCUGAGAACAUCAUGCUCGGUCAGUUGGCGCCUAUGGGUACUGGAGAGUUUGACGUCGUCAUGGACAACGCCAUGCUUCUCACCAUGGUGGAGGACAACUCCAAGAUGAUGGGUGGCGCUGCUGGCGCUGGCAACUACCUGAGUGACGGGGCCAACACACCCUAUGACUUGGGCUCUCCUACGUACGAGGGUGGCAUGGGUGUCGGCUCUUACGAUCAGGUUUCGUUCUCUCCUAUGGCUGCCGCUGGUGGAGGUGACGAUUCCGGUGGUCUCACUGACUAUGGUCGUAUGUACGGAGGUGGUGGUUUCAGCCCCGGCGGGUACGACGGAGGCAGAAGCCCGGGUGGUUCAGGCUUCACUGGCAUGUCCCCUGGCUUUACCAGCCCGGUGUCUCCAGGCUUCUCACCAACCUCGCCUGGUUACUCGCCUACCUCGCCUGGUACUGCCAGCCCUCGUUUCGCCGCAACAUCACCAGGAUACAUGGCUUCGCCUACAUCCCCGCACUACUCGCCUACAUCGCCUCGAUACGGCUCACCCACAUCACCGUCGUACUCGCCCACAUCUCCUGCUGGCUACUCCCCGACGUCGCCUCAAUACUCUCCCACAUCGCCCAACUACAGCCCGACGUCCCCAACGUUCAUGGGUGGCGCGACGUCCCCCGCGUACAGCCCGACGUCGCCACAAUACAGCCCCACAUCGCCGCAGUACAGUCCCACAAGCCCUCAGUACCAAGCGAGCAGCAACAGGCAGUCUCCAACUUCACCCACGUCGCCGCAAUACAGCCCGACGUCGCCUCGCUACUCGCCCACCAGUCCAGCAGGCUCCUUCUCACCUACCUCUCCGCGCUACAGCCCUACCUCUCCGGGCGGAGCGUACUCUCCUACGUAA
Messenger RNA from Alternaria incomplexa, 5223 nucleotides. Its product is annotated as DNA-directed RNA polymerase II subunit RPB1. The record is from RefSeq and is a predicted model, not a curated record. Gene Ontology annotation, biological process: transcription by RNA polymerase II. Gene Ontology annotation, cellular component: RNA polymerase II, core complex. The transcript is spliced from 2 exons. Bases 1 to 5223 code for a protein of 1740 amino acids. Gene Ontology annotation, molecular function: DNA binding. Lineage: Eukaryota; Fungi; Ascomycota; Dothideomycetes; Pleosporales; Pleosporaceae.